AUUAUUGUCCUCGUCGUUCCACAUGAUGGCGGCGCUCUCGACAGAGGUCUGUGUAUGUGCGGAUAUGGCUCUUUGGAGUCUGCGCGGCGAAGACAAACACCAGAACUAUGCUCUGGACCGUCGUGAGCUCUGGGGCAACUGUGGCGCGGGGCGGAGUCGGUUAAGCCGCAGUGACGUGGGGUCGAGAUCAGGGAAUGUGCAGGAAAAGCGCCUUGAAGGCUGUCGCCAUUCUCUGGGGAACACGCUGCAAGAGGUUGUCAAGGGAGAGCAUCCAAGGCUUCGACGACGAUUGCAGGCAGAAGCGGAGAGACAGUCUGGCGAAGCUCCGGUGGUUUCUGAGGUUAAAAAGAAGCCCUGCCACCUUGAUGACGAUACUCCGCGCACGGACCACCUACAUCACCAGGCACUGCAACGAACCUGUUCUUGGAUGUACCUCGCCUCGUACUCCAUGCUGUUCAUGUUCCGCAUUCAACCCUGCGGCAAAUCCCUGCAUCCAACAUGCAGGUGCCGACACUUCGUUUCCACAUUGGCUUUCAUUGCCUAGAGAACCGUAUCGUGAAACGGAACUUUAUAUUUUCUAUUUUCAUGAAUGCAAGAUACAUAUAUACCUAGGAAACCAAGACCAAGCGCCUAUUAGGUUCUGUAUAGGCCGUGCGCCGUUUUAUCUUCGUCUUCAGCGCGGACAUCGCUGGCACCAACACUCCAUACCAUGUCGCAGCUUGACGAAUCUCCUUAGACACCUUUGCAUGCCUAUUCGCAUCGCAUUCUCUUAGUCACUGUCUACAAAAUGAAAUCUCAUCUCCAGCCAUGCUGCCACCGGUUGUGCAGGAGUAUCCAGACAUGUCAACUCUUCAAACGAUCUGGAAAUGUAUCAUGAUGUCUUGCAGAAUUGCAACUAAAGCCAAAAGACUCAAUAUAUUUCAGUACUAAGCUAAAUUAACUUCAUAGUCCUUGCAGUCAUGCUGACUACAA
Messenger RNA from Trichoderma harzianum CBS 226.95, 972 nucleotides. RefSeq lists its product as hypothetical. The record is from RefSeq and is a predicted model, not a curated record. The transcript has 2 exons. NCBI's taxonomy places the organism in Eukaryota, Fungi, Ascomycota, Sordariomycetes, Hypocreales, Hypocreaceae. The coding region runs from base 195 to 773 and encodes 192 amino acids.